GGUAGAAAUAGCAGAGGUUACUGCCUGGAAGUUUACUCGUAAAGAAUGACCUUUCUGCGACCCUGUGCUGUAUUUACCAAAAACAAGUUCACACGCCCUGAACCUGCAAGACUAGCGAAGAGAAAGCUAUGAAACUGCGAGCAUGCCUGCGCCAUUGUGGAUCUGUUUGUGACAACGGCGCUCAACUUGAAUUAACCUGAUAUACUUCUAAAAACAUUAUCAGGGGUAUCGCGUUAGUGUUUGAACAUCUCAUUCGGAAGAAGAGGACGGGAAAUAUCAAUAUAAUUACACGAAACACAGAUUAUAUAUCUGCGUGAAACUCGCAGCAUCGACGCUGCUGCCGCCUGAUAGAGAAAGGACUAUACCAACUCCGGCAUGGGGGAGGGGUUACCUGAAUUCAAAUUGUAUUCACUGGGAAAAUAUAGAGCUACAAACAGCUCGAUUAUGAUGUUAAAAUUGAAAGUCAUAUUCAUUUUUAAUUAAAAGAUCCCCGGUAUCACAAUUUCCUUUGCGGUUCAUAUUAGAUGAAUUGUUAAACCGCGCUGAUCGGUUUGUAUUUUGUGAUUGGUAUAUUCCUCGUCCUGUGGGAGACAGACCCGUUCAGACACUGAGGGAGAGCAGAGAGGAGAUUUGGAGUGGCUGGUAACGGCUCUCACCUGAAGAGCAGAAAGGACACAUUCACUGAGGAGACGGUCAGAGCGAGUGACUAGAGCACUAGAGCCGUGCUGCACAUCCCACUGACAAUACCUGAAGACUGCCUUAUCCUGGUGAAAGCCAAGGAACAAAGAUGGAGUUGGUACCUAUCUGCAUUAAACAGGAGAUGCCUGAACUGCAGCCUGUCCACAUGAAAGAAGAGACUGAACUGGAGCCUGUCCACAUGAAAGAAGAGACUGAACUGGAGCCUGUCCACAUGAAAGAAGAGACUGAACUGGAGUCUGUCCACAUUAAAGAAGAGACUGAACUGGGGCCUGUCCACAUUAAAGAAGAGACUGAACUGGAGCCUGUCCACAUUAAAGAAGAGACUGAACUGGAGCCUGUCCACAUUAAAGAAGAAGAGACUGAACUGGAGCCUGUCCACAUUAAAGAAGAAGAGACUGAACUGGAGCCUGUCCACAUUAAAGAGGAAGAGACUGAACUGGAGCCUGUCCACAUUAAAGAAGAGACUGAACUGGAGCCUGUGCACAUGAAAGAGGAGACUGAACUGGAGCCUGUCCACAUUAAAGAAGAAGAGACUGAACUGGAGCCUGUCCACAUUAAAGAGGAAGAGGCUGAACUGGAGCCUGUCCACAUUAAAGAAGAGACUGAACUGGAGCCUGUGCACAUGAAAGAGGAGACUGAACUGGAGCCUGUCCACAUUAAAGAAGAGACUGAACUGGAGCCUGUCCACAUUAAAGAAGAGACUGAACUGGAGCCUGUCCACAUUGAAGGGGAAUCUGUUGACUUGUUUAAGGAUACAGAAAAUAUAUCCUGGCCAAAGAUAUUACAUCAGUGUAAUAAAUGUGGGCAGAGCUUCAGCAAGCCAGGAAGCCUAAAAACACACCAGCAGAGUCACACUGGAGAGAAGCCGCACCACUGUACUGAAUGUGGAAAGAGCUUCCGUGAGUUAGCAGUCCUAAAAAGACACCAGCGACUUCACACUGGAGAGAAGCCGUAUCAAUGUACUGUAUGUGGGAAGUGCUUCAAUGCGUCAGGAAGCCUAAAAAGACACCAGCGACUUCACACUGGAGAGAAGCCAUAUCAAUGUACUGAAUGUGGGAAAAGCUUCACUGAGAAAGGAAAACUAAACAAACACCAGCGAAUUCACACUGGAGAGAAGCCGUAUCAAUGUACUGAAUGUGGGAAGAGCUUUAGUGCGUCAGGAAACCUAAAAAAACACCAGCGAAUUCACACUGGAGAGAAGCCGUAUCAAUGUACUGAAUGUGGAAAGCACUUCACUGACAAAGGAACUCGAAACAAACACCAGCUAAUUCACACUGGAGAGAAGCUGUAUCAGUGUAUUGAAUGUGGGAAGAGUUUCACUGUGUUAGGAAGCCUAAAAAGACACCAUCGAUUUCACACUGGAGAGAAGCCGUAUCAAUGUACUGAAUGUGGAAAGCGCUUCACUGAGAAAGGAACACUAAACAAACACCAGCGAAUUCACACUGGAGAGAAGCCGUAUCAAUGUACUGAAUGUGGGAAGUGCUUCAAUGCGUCAGGAAACCUAAAAACACACCAGCGACUUCACACUAGAGAGAAGCCGUAUCAAUGUACUGAAUGUGGAAAGCGCUUCAUUGACAAAGGAACACUAAACAAACACCAGCGAAUUCACACUGGAGAGAAGCCGUAUCAAUGUACUGAAUGUGGGAAGUGCUUCAAUGCGUCAGGAAACCUAAAAACACACCAGCGACUUCACACUAGAGAGAAGCCAUAUCAAUGUAUUGAAUGUGGAGAGAGCUUCACUAACAAAGGAAAACUAGAAAAACAUCAGAGAAUUCACACCGGAGAGAAGCCACACCACUGUACUGACUGUGGGAAGAGCUUCAAUGUGUCAGGAAAACUAAAAAUACACCAGCGCAUUCACACUGGAGAGAAGCCAUAUCAAUGUAUUGAAUGUGGAAAGAGCUUCACUGACAAAGAAAAAUUAAAAAAACACCAGCGAAUUCACACUGGAGAGAAGCCGUAUCACUGUGUUGAAUGUGGAGAGAGCUUCCAACUUCUAAACAGAAUCCCGUGUGCUGUCAUGGACAGUGUGGAGAUGGAAUCUGUCCAGAUUAAAGAGGAGUUCCCUGAACUUGAACCUCUCCCCUUUACAAUGGAGUUCUUUGGGCUGGCUUCCCUCCCCAUGAAACAGGAGCUCUGUGAGAUGCAAUGUGACAGCAGCCAGCCAGAGGUCUCUGAGAUUAAACCUGAGCACAAUGAAUUGGAGAUCCCGCAGACAGAAGAACCCCUUCCUGUGAAACAAGAAGAGGUGCUGGAAAUGGUCCGUAUUAAACGGGAGCCCCCUGCAGUAGAGUUUGAGCACAUGGAACCAGGGAAGGAAGAAUCCGAGGACUUCAAACCAAACAUCCCUGAGCUGGAGCCUGUACGCCUGCGGGAGUGUAGCGUGGUGCUGGAGAGAAUCUGCGUGAGAGAGCAAGGCGCUGGAGAGGAAGGCUCUCCCAACAGCAUGCAAGGAGGUGGACAGGGAGACAGGCGCUCACAUUCAGAAUGCUGUCUAGCAGGUUCCAGUCCAGCAGCUAAAGCGAGGGCAGGCGGUGGAGAAUAUCCUGACUGUGGGAAAGGUUUCAUGCUGUUGGGGCAUUUAAACAAAACCCAACAAACUCACACAGGAGAGAAACCGUAUCACUGCUCUGACUGUGGGAAGAGUUUCAAUCAUUUUAGAAACCUAAAACAACACCAGCGAAUUCACACAGGAGAGAAACCGUAUCACUGCUCUGACUGUGGGAAGAGUUUCAAUCAUUUUAGAAACCUAAAACAACACCAGCGAAUUCACACAGGAGAGAAACCGUACCACUGCUUUGACUGUGGGAAGAGUUUCACUGUGAAACAAAGCCUUCAAUACCACCAGUGGACUCACACAGGAGAGAAGCCAUAUUGCUGCUCUGACUGUGGGAAGAGUUUCAGACGGGCAGACAGGCUUGUUUCACACCAGCGAACUCACACAGGAGAAAAACCGUAUCACUGCUCUGACUGUGGGAAGAGUUUCAGUGUGAAACGAGGCCUUCAAAACCACCAGUGGACUCACACAGGAGAGAAACCGUAUCGCUGCUCUGACUGUGGGAAGAGUUUCAGUGUGAAAAAAGGCCUUCAAAACCACGAGCGAACUCACACAGGAGAGAAACCGUAUCACUGCUCUGACUGUGGGAAGAGUUUCACUGUGAAACAAAGCCUUCAAAACCACCAGCGAACUCACACAGGAGAGAAACCGUAUCACUGCUCUGACUGUGGGAAGAGUUUCACUGUGAAACAAAGCCUUCAAUACCACCAGCGAACUCACACAGGAGAGAAACCGUAUUCCUGCUCUGACUGUGGGAAGAGUUUCAGUCGGGCAGACAGCUUUGUUUCACACCAGCGAACUCACACAGGAGAGAAACCGUAUCGCUGCUCUGACUGUGGGAAGAGUUUCAGUCGGGCAGACAGCUUUGUUUCACACCAGCGAACUCACACAGGAGAGAAACCGUAUCACUGCUCUGACUGUGGGAAGAGUUUCAGUGUGAAACAAGUCCUUCAAAAACACCAGCGAAUUCACAGAAGAGAGGAACUUUAAAAACCAUGUUCAAUGGGACUUUUCACUCAUGAGGGGAAAAUAAUAUUAACCUUGCAUUACGAGUCCCUGUGUAAUAACUGUUUUGUAUAUCACUCUUGAGCAUGCAUUUAAAACUCUCUUGCACUCUGUGUCAGAUAGUGGGUGAUGAUGCGGACACGUCACAAGAGGCUUCUCUGCUGUCAGUUUAACUCAGGCUGUCAAUGCAGUCAGUGCCUGGGAGUGGGAAUAUGCAGAAAGGAAACUAUUCCACACCUCAUCUGAUGGACGAGUCGGGAGAAAUCAAUAACUCAGUGUGGAAAUGAGUUUCAGGAUUUAACAUUUUGAACUUACUCUAUUUAUUUUCAAGUUAAUUAUCAUGCUUUUUAUUUUUUUUAAUGAUCUAAUGUACAAUAAAUGAUAAAUUGUU
Molecule: messenger RNA, 4652 nt
Organism: Acipenser ruthenus (sterlet)
Lineage: Eukaryota; Metazoa; Chordata; Actinopteri; Acipenseriformes; Acipenseridae
Product: zinc finger protein 184-like
Exons: 5
Coding region: 788-4246 (1152 amino acids)
Biological process (GO): regulation of transcription by RNA polymerase II
Molecular function (GO): RNA polymerase II cis-regulatory region sequence-specific DNA binding; DNA-binding transcription factor activity
Source: RefSeq, a predicted model, not a curated record